AUGAACGAAUUAACACGAAAUGUUGAAGGAGUCAUUGAAGCAAAAAGUAAGCAGCUGAUCACUUUUGAUCAAAAUAUUUUUCUUGACGAAAAAAAAAAUGCAAAACACAGAACAAAAAGAAUUCAAAGCAAAGUCCGAGCGGACGAAAUGAUUAAACACGUGUUUCUACCUUCAGUUCAGUCUGAUUGUGUAACUUUAUGUUUGGUUGCUUCAGAUCAACUUCGUUUGAUGGUCAAUAACAACAACAAGCACUUAACUUAUCAAAAAACUGUUGAAACCGAUAAAACUUCUGAAUCGAGGGAAUCACUCAGUUUGAAAGCAGACAGAUUGCAAAUAAAAAUAUAA
Messenger RNA from Clunio marinus, 345 nucleotides. NCBI's taxonomy places the organism in Eukaryota, Metazoa, Arthropoda, Insecta, Diptera, Chironomidae. The record is from the annotation of a GenBank genome assembly.